CAUGUUUUCAAUAACACGAGGUAGAACUUUGUUAGUAAAUAAACAGCCGUUUCGAAGGACCGCACGAAUCAGCCAACGCUGCUUCUGAUAUUUCAAAAUGAACUUAGAUAUUUCUGAUUUCACUGAUUUGCCAUUAAAAUUCAAAGAGCAGGACAACGCAUACCAUCACGUGUUGGUUAGGGAAAAUGUUUCGAAAACAUUGAACAAACUGAAACCAAACCACAGGACGCUAUUGGUGCUCAACGUCCCUCCUUAUGCGACAGCUGAAUCAUUAAAGCUCGCUUUCAGCACCGGUGGGCCUGUGAGCAAUGUUAUCAUUCAGGAAAAACCAUCCGAUAGUGCGGAACAGCAAAGAGAGAAUAUAAGCAAGUUCAAAGUUGCGUACAUUGUGUACGACCAAUCAGCUUCAUUGGGAAAACUGUUAAAGACACAAAAACUGAACGCUUUGAAUUCCGAUGGAAAAUUACUUACUGGAAUCGAUAAAUGGACCAAGAUGUACAUGGAUCGUAUUCCAGAUCCGAUUCGGUUGCAACAGGAGAUCGAUAAAUAUAUGGCUAGCUACGAUCGCAACGUUGAGCAGCAGAAGAAUAAAAACGGAGCGGAACAGGACGAUGAAGGUUGGGUGACGGUAUCUAAAUCGAAUGCGAAUACUUUCUCGCAGACGGAAGGCACUGUGAACAAACUGGAGGAGAAAAUUGGCAAAGAUCGACAGACUAAAGAGCUUAAGAAUUUCUACACGUUCCAACUACGAGAGUCCAGGAAGAACGAUAUAGUGAGCUUAAGGAAGAAGUACGAUCGAGAUGCACAGAAAAUGACCCAGAUUAAGAAAACUAAAAGAUUCAAACCUUUUUGAGUAAUA
Messenger RNA from Toxorhynchites rutilus septentrionalis, 859 nucleotides. Its product is annotated as ribosomal RNA-processing protein 7 homolog A. The transcript is spliced from 2 exons. Gene Ontology annotation, cellular component: CURI complex; UTP-C complex. Gene Ontology annotation, molecular function: nucleic acid binding. The coding region runs from base 98 to 853 and encodes 251 amino acids. Gene Ontology annotation, biological process: ribosomal small subunit assembly; rRNA processing. NCBI's taxonomy places the organism in Eukaryota, Metazoa, Arthropoda, Insecta, Diptera, Culicidae. The record is from RefSeq and is a predicted model, not a curated record.